UUUUUUCUUUUUUAAAUACAAACAUUCAGUUUGCUGUGAACGCUCCCCUCUCUGAUUUUCAGUGUAUAAUAAAAGGACUAAAGGAGACUCAUUUCACCUUACAGUUUAUAUCAAAGUUAUAAGUCGCGUUCACUAAACAUAAAACAACUACAAAUAUCACAUUUUUUUAAAUGAAGUCUAUUCAAUCCAAAGUUCAAAACAACUCUGCCGAUGUCAACGUUGAAAUCAACAUUGUCAUCAGCAACCCCGGUAAUGACCAACUUGGAGAUUACCAACACAUCGCUUCUCCUGGCGAUUUGAUUCGCUCGACCUCCAGCAUUCAACUCGAAAAGCUAUCAAUUACAGAUAGCGAAACUAAAAAAAGUCGGAUAGUUCCAGAAGAGAUGGAUAUCGAUGACGAUUCCAUUUCCGUUACUUCCGCAUUUGAAGAAGAGCAAUCUCAGAAGAUAGUUCAAGUACAAGGCGAUAUAGCCAAGUACGAGUUUGAACUGAGAGCUCUCGACAAUAAGGCCAACCUUUUGAUGGAGCUUCCACAGAGCACCGAGGAUGAAGUAAAGCAAUUCGCUUUCCAACUCGAUGUUUUGGAGAAAAAGCAAGCUUUCUAUAAUAGGAAGUUUGUUGAAGCUCAUGAACGUCUUAAGUGUUACAGGGAAGAAGCAAAAUCCUUUAGUAGUCCUUCUGGUAAACAGGAUGGACGCGCAAUUAAGCCUAAAGACCUUCCAAUCUUUGAAGUUAAGCCUUCAAAUUAUAAGGAUUUCGACAAUGAACUUAAUCCCAACUCAAUCAAUGCCACCAACGAUAACUAUUCGUUAGAAACGUUCAUUUUGAAAUUUGAACGUGUUUACAAAGACAACAAAGUCAAUGUGAACAAACACUGGCGCUACAACCUUGAAUCCUGUCUCGAGAAGACUAAGAUCGGGCGCGAAUUCUACACCAGUAACAUUCGAAACAAAAAAUUGUCUUGGAAAGAAGUUAAACAACUGCUGAAAAACCGAUUCGAUAUUGCUUCAAAGUGUAAAACUUUUCAAUGCAAUACCAUGUUGCUAAACCUCAAGCAAGGGCCCAACCAAUCUGUUGUUGAAUAUUUAGAUAGAUUUCAGCAUCAUGUUGUCGCCGCUAAGGUUAAAGUGGAAGAUAAUUUCCUUUUAUCUACCCUCUUUAUUAAUUCUUUGCAUCAUGAGGAUUUCAAACAAAGGGUUUUAGAUACACUUAAAGACCAUUACAAGCUUUCUCUUCCUGCUGGUUCGACUUUGUCAAGCAAAUACGCAGAUAUUUCUGACGAGGACUACGUUCCUAGCAAUUUCAGUGAAUUGCAUAGCAUUCUUUGUAAAGCUAUGUUUUCUUUGGAAAAGAGUCAUGCUGAAAUUGUCAAGAAAGAUGACCAAAAAGACUCUUCUAACAAAAAGAGAAAAUUGGAUGACAAUAGAUCAUCCAAUCAACAAAACAAAAAGCCUUACAAGGGCAACAACAGCAACAACAAUAACUUCAAUUACAAAAAAUUGAAGGAUAUUAGAAACAAAACCGGUUCUUUGAAUAAGGACGAAAUCCAGUUCCUUAGAGACAAUGGUUUUUGCACCUUCUGCCGCGUGGUCAAAUAUUCUGUCGAGCAUGGCAAGACCUGUUCUGAAUGAAAAAGAAUUUUAGAGGCCAAGAAGUAAAAAUGAAGAACAAGAUUUUUCUGCUACUAAUGAUGGAAAUAUAGUUGAAGAUGACUCAUCUG
This is a messenger RNA of Mycotypha africana, 1720 nucleotides long. RefSeq lists its product as uncharacterized. The record is from RefSeq and is a predicted model, not a curated record. The transcript has 2 exons. Bases 171 to 1631 code for a protein of 486 amino acids. Lineage: Eukaryota; Fungi; Mucoromycota; Mucoromycetes; Mucorales; Mycotyphaceae.